Molecule: messenger RNA, 2471 nt
Organism: Aethina tumida (small hive beetle)
Lineage: Eukaryota; Metazoa; Arthropoda; Insecta; Coleoptera; Nitidulidae
Product: PAX3- and PAX7-binding protein 1
Exons: 6
Coding region: 84-2426 (780 amino acids)
Biological process (GO): mRNA splicing, via spliceosome
Cellular component (GO): nucleus
Molecular function (GO): DNA binding
Source: RefSeq, a predicted model, not a curated record
AUUACAGAUUGUCAAUCCGUAUUUAAACGUCACAAGAGGAAGAAGAACCUAACCUUCAAACGUCUACAACCACAUAGUAAACAAUGUCGCUUUUUCGUAAACCGAAAAAGAAUAUAAUUCAAAGAAGGGUGUUUACCGAAAAUGACGACGAUGACGAGCCCAUGGGGGUGCCAGAAGUCGCCCCGGUGGAAAAAGAAAACAAAAGCAAAGACAAGUCCAAAAAACAAAAACAGAAAUUGCUCAGCUUCGAGACAGAGGAGGAAGGCGAAGUGUUUCAGGUGAAAAAGUCGUCUCACAGUAAAAAGGUGCUCCGCAUGUACGAGAAGGAACGUAACAAGAAAAAGGAGGCCAAACCUGAAAAGGAGGAAGUCAAGCCUAAGGAUCCGAAAACUGAAAUUGUGACUGAUGAUUUGGUUGUGGUUAUUAAUUCUAGUCACAAGAAACCGCCCACACCUCCGCCACCACUUAUUUUAAGUGGCAGGGAUGCUUUAUGUGCAGGUAAAGAUGAUCUGUCAUCUGAGGAUGAAGAAGGUCCAGUUCACAGAUUCUCCAAGCCAGAUAAUUUUAAAAGUAUCCUUGAGUCUGGAGCUAUUCCAGAUGCUGCAAUGAUACAUGCUGCUAGGAAAAGAAGGCAAAGGGCAAGGGAAUUAGGUGAUUUUAUUCCCACUGAAGAGGAAGAACCGGAGGAUAAUGGGAGAUUAAUGAGAGAAGAUGACCAUGAUGGAAGUGAUGAGGAAAGGAUGGAUAUGGAUGUUAAUCCUGUACUUAGGGAUCAAGAAAGACGGCGUGAACAGUUCCUAGCUGCUCAAGAUUCAGACCAUGACCUUGAUGAUGACUGGGAAGAUCAGCAAAUCAGGAAAGGAGUUACAAGUGCCACAGCUGUGGCAAUGGCGCAAGAAUACAUGCAAUACAAUGACUACCCUAGUGAGCAAGUGGAGUCUCAACCAAAUGUUACACCAGUUAUGGAACCUGGUGUGCCUAGAACGCCUCAAAUGAUAGCAGAUAAACUCAGGGAGCAUUUCCAAAACCUAAAGAAUUCUCAAGAAAACAACCUCAAACGGUUAGACCAAAUUAGGACUGAAAUAGAUGAAGUUACCUCGGAGUUGGAGACGUUAAAAUUCAAGGCACCCGUUGCUGCAGAGCGUUUUAAAUUUUACCAAGAAUUAAGGGGUUACAUAACAGAUCUUGUUGAAUGCCUGGAUGAGAAAGUCGGCGUUAUAACUUCUCUAGAACAACGGGCAAUGGAUUUAAUGGCGAAAAAGUCGGAGUGGCUUAUAGAGAGAAGACGACAAGACGUCAGAGAUCAAGCUGAAGAGGCUACUGUUAAAGGAGGAAUUGCCAGGAAAGGAAUUGAUGAUGAGGAGAAGAUCAGAAGGGCUGCGGAACGCGAAGGCAGAAGGACAAGGAGAAGGAGAGCAAGAGAAGUGCCUGGCGCACCUAAACACGUCGAAGGAAUGUCCAGUGACGACGAAAUUUCUCAACAAGACAUGUUGAAUUUUGAUAAGGAAAGAGAACAAAUUGAGACAGAACUGCAAGAAGUAUUUGAAGAUGUGGUGGAAGAAUACUCCUCAAUCGCAAGUAUACUUAUCAAAUUUGAGCAGUGGCGAGAAACCGACUUAACUGCAUACACAGAAGCGUACGCCACUUUGUGUUUGCCAAAAGUUGUUAGUCCCCUUGUAAGAUUAAAUUUAGUAUUUUGGGAUCCAUUAAAUGAUAACUCAGACAUUGAAAAAUUUGACUGGUACAGAACCAUGGCUCUUUAUGGAUUACAUGAUGAUGAAACUGAAGUUAGUUUAGCCAAAGACCCAGACAUAAACUUGUUGCCCACAAUAGUGGAAAAAGUUAUACUCCCCAAACUGAACAUACUUGUUGACAGAUGCUGGGACCCUUUAUCAAGCUCACAAACUCUGAGGCUUAUUGGAAUUAUUAGUAGAUACAUACGGAAAUAUCCAACAUUAGGUCCUGCAAGUAAAUCCCUAAAUAACUUCUUCAAUGGCAUUAUGCAUAAAAUGAAAAUGUCUUUAGAACACGACGUUUUCAUACCGAUUACACCCAAACUAGCAGAGAGUAAAUCACCCUUUUUCCAACGCCAGUUUGCCAGUGGAUUAAAACUACUCAAAAACAUAACUAGUUGGCAAGGCAUUUUAAACGACAACACGCUUAAAGAAAUCGCGAUAAACUCGUUAUUAAAUCGAUAUUUGCUUAGUGCAAUUAAAUUUUGUAUUAUAACUGAUGCAGUUCAAAAACUUAAAUUAAUAACUUUGAUUUUGCCUAGAAUUUGGCUUCAGGAAAAUGCGACCGAACUGAAAAUGUUUGGGAAUAGCGCAAUGCAGUUAUUCCAACAACUCGACAAAAAUAAUCCGUUGCAUUUGGAGUCUAUUGAUAUUUUAACAGGUAUUAUGAAAACUUUACGUUCUAACGUGUAAUUUAACUUUUAUUUAUGUGGUCUGUAAAUAAAGUUUUAAUUUGUA